UUUAGCAUGUCUAUCAAUUUUGUGUUUGGCAGCUGUUUAGUGGCGUAAAAUGUGUUUCGCAGAUUUUUGUUUAUCUAAUUAAUUUACAAUGUCUACUACGAUUGCAAAAUACGCGAUUCAAUAAAACGAAUUCACGCGUAAGACAUAGACUCUUUUGUAAAAUGCUAAUCAAAUACGUUCAAAACAAAGCUUCGGAGAGAAAGUGUCUCGAAUAGUAAAUAACGGGUCGAUAGAAAUAUGUCUGUCCCUGAUUUAUCCGUGGGAUGUCGAUUUGCAGAUUAUUUUUCAAUAUGUGGUCUCGACUUUGAUUCAGGCUUGGAGCCUGAUCGUCUGUGUGGUGACAAUUUACAUGUGUCUCCUUUGGAUCGCGCCUAUAAAGGAAAGAUUUUAGCCCACUACCCAGAUAAUAUCCAGAGCAAUCCUUUUGAUGAGCAUGCAGUUUGUAUGCUAUGUCUCCCUGCUGGGUUACAAUUUAGAACACAAAAACAUUCUUUAGAUCCAAAAUUUCAUAGUUUUGUUGUAACCAGAGAAAAUGCCUCCAGAUACUAUGGAUUUAGUCUCAUAUUUUAUGAAGAAGUUAGGAAUCGAAAUAUUUGCAGUGCAAUGCAUACCUUACAGGCUAUGUAUAUCACUGAACUGUCAAGCGGACAGACUCCUCCAGGUCACAGAAAGGGAACUGGCAAAGAAAGCUCCAGAUCCCUUCCCAGAUCAUUCAAACUAACUCCGCACAGUGGAGCUGCACUCACAUAUUAUGAUAUAGCCAAAGAUAAACUCUAUGUAGCCAAAAGUAUAGCUCUUAUAUGCCAGUACCCGUAUGUAAGAGUUGCACAAUUGUUCUUAGAGAAUUUAUUUAGGUCAUUGCCUCGUCAACCUGGGCCAGGCCUGAGUCCAGAGUCUUAUGUUUACAAUUUACUUUAUGAAGUGCCAGUGCCUCUAUCAGGGCAAGCAUUACGCCUCUAUGUACCGCCAUCUGAACCUCAUCUUGACCCCAUUCCUGUUGUGAUAAGAAUGCCAAACCCACCCGAAGAGUUACCACUGCUUGAUUAUCCUUUACGAGUGAUGUUUCAAACGCUCGGUGUUGAAUGUGUGGUGCAGCUCUUUACUUGUGUGUUGCUGGAACACCAAGUAUUGCUUAGAUCUUCUGACUACAACAAGCUGAUGCUGGUGGCGGAGUGCGCGGUGUCUCUGCUGCUCCCGUUCUCGUGGGCGCACGUGUACGUGCCGAUCUUGCCCGCGCCGCUGUACCACUUCUUGGACGCGCCGGUGCCUUUUGUCAUGGGUCUACACGCCGAGAGCUCAGCGGCAGGCAUGGGCCAGCAUGGCCCCCGGAGCGUAGCCUUGGGCUCAGAAGCAGCUCUAUGCUUGGUGGACAUAGACAAGCCAGACAUACAGCUCCCGGAAGAGCUGCCAAUAUUCCCGCACCGAACCCCCUUCGUGGAGGAACUCAACCACGUCCUAGAUAAACAUCAGAUCCAAAGACCAGAAACGGAGCCAACGAAACUCGGCGUGCCCUUAAAUGGAACAUCGUACAAGAGCAUGAAUGAUAGCAUGAGCAGCAGUUGCACUUUGCCAUCAGGUGGGCUGCGUAGAAAGCACUCAUUCCACGAUGUAUUGGAAUGGGAAGAGAGCCGGCCAUUGAACGCUUCGCCGCCCGCGUCGCCGACUAGACGCGCGCCGUUAAGAAUGGACGCGCUGCAACGCAUUGUUGACAUCGUCAAGCGGACUGGUGUAAACAUUGAUGACGUAGACGCGGAAACAGUGAUGCCCACAGUGAAAAAGAAAAUACUCAACGACGAAGAACAAUACAACGAAGAUAUCCGCUUCAAUGUUGCCAUCAGGGAAACAUUUUUAAACAGAUUUGUGCACAUGUUUCUCAUGUAUGAAAACUUUGUCAUCAUGCCCGAUCAGGACCGCGACUCCUGGCUAACGGCGCGCGAGUCUAUGGUAAACUUCGACAAGGCCUCGUUCCUGUCAGACCAGCCCCAAAGGCAUCGGCCGUUCCUGUCUCGCUUCCUCGAGACACAGAUGUUCGCCACUCUCAUAGACAACAAGAUCAUGGCCAACUGGGGAGAGUAUGACGCCAACUUGCAGGUCUUCGAGCAUCGCAUAAAGGUGGUCAGACGUCGGCUAGGCGAGGGUGGGCUGGCGACGCGCGGUUACAGCGUGUGGGCGGGGACAGCCAGCGGCUUGGGGGGGCUGGGGGCUGAAUUAGAGGUGGGGGCUCCCGUGGAGCGUCUGCCCCACCGGGCGGCGUACUACCGCGCCUUCCCCGCGCGGCUUGACCCAGCUGCCCUGGCCCCGCCGCCAACAGCCGACCGCAGGACGAAUAGCUUGAAGAGGAUAAAGAACGCGAAAUGGCAGGUAAAAGACUGUCCACCGGAAUUGUUGCUCGGUGACAUCAGCAGAAAGUUGUCUACCGACGUCACUCCUGCAGCUAUCGCCCAGAAUAACAGGACCUUUGUAGAAAAGCUUCUCAAAGAAUGCAAAAGUAAAACUAAACGCAUGCUCGUUGAGAAAAUGGGUACGGAGGAAAGUGAUCUAGGGUUGGGAAGCGAGGUUUCUAUAACAGGGGUUGAAGAGAGCACUAUGAUAGCGUCUCUCUGCGACUUGUUAGAGCGACUGUGGUCCCAUGGGCUGCAGCAUAAGAUGGGUAAAUCAGCGCUGUGGAUGCACCUCACAAAUUAUCAAGAGUUAGAGCAGUGCAGUAACUCCACUAAACCGAUAGACCCGAACUAUCUUACUCCAGCUUUGGCCUGGUGUGUGUUGCGUAAGCGUCUGGAUUAUCUAUCGUCCGUGGGUGCAGAGGUAGAAGCUCAACAAAGCACUAGUAGCGGGAGUAGGUCCCGGGACAGUUCCCGGGGUGGGUCCCGGGAUAGUUCCCGAGACCGGCUCAGCAACUCCGGGACUUUGGAGCGGAAGUCUUCGCAGCCACCCAACCCAAUGAGGCCGCUGCCUGAAAGUCUGACAUUUGACAUGAGAAACGUCCAAGCGAUGACCGACAUAAAGACUGAGAUCGGUUACGCUCGGGCGUGGGUGCGCCUGUCUCUAGAGAAGAAGCUUCUAUCGAAGCACCUUCGUGAGCUCUUAGCUGACACCACUUUACUGCGGUCCCAAUACAAACGGACCGCCUUCUUGCGGUGCGAGGAAGAAAGAGAGCAGUUCCUCUACCAUUUGCUGACGCUGAACGCUGUCGAUUACCACUGCUUCACCAAUACUUAUCCCACCACAAAACUCCCAUACCGAGUUCUCAUCGUACCAUCACGAAAAGCUAGUCAGACUACGGCGAACUGCUGGAUAUCGAUAUCAGGAACAAACAGAGAGUCGACCCCGAAGAUACCCAUUCCACGCAACACUAACGAAUUUGUCUUCCACCACAAAAACUUGGGUAUUCUGUCAACACUGCGCAUCGGCCAUGAUAAUUCGGGGCUGUCUCCAAGAUGGUUGCUCGAUCAAGUCUUCGUAAGGAAUGAAGUUACGGGACAUACCUACACGUUCCCAUGCAACCGCUGGCUAGGUACAGGAGUGGACGACGGGUCGACUGAGCGUCUUUUACUAGCGGCACGAGUGCGGGGUUCCCGCGCCCGCACCCCGCACCCGCCGCCCGCGCCCGCCUCGCACCCCGCCACGCCCACCACCCAUCUGUCUACGGCCACUAUACAGCACAUGAUUGGUGACUGUGUAAACGCUAUAGUGAAGUGGCACUAUCAGUCGAAGAGAGAGAAAGACGCAAACUCUCUCAGCGUCCUUCUCUGCGGCGAAAACGGAUUAGUGAAGUGUUUGGAGCAAGCAUUCCUUUGCGGAUUUAAAUCUGCGAGAUUGUUCGGGAAGAACCUCUUCAUUUGGGACUACUUUGCGAGGGUGAAAGACGAGUUCAAAAUGAGUUUGUGCGACGAACAAAGCUCGCAAAGUAACAAGAGUUGCGGAGUAGCCUACAACUGCAGGCAAGACCAGGAGCACCGGUCCAUUUGGAGAUGCUACUGCCACCUGAUGGAUGAAAUAAACACUGUCGGUCGUACCCUCGGCAAGGACGGGAAGUUUCAGCUUUUCAUCUGUCUCAGUCUUCGUGAACACUGGCUGCACAGAAUGCUGGUUCCAAUGUCGAUGACGCGGGUAACCACCGAGAUGUAUGAAGAACAGAGUUUCCUUCGCAAACGCGGACUUCUCACAUUCCUCAGGCAGAUCCUCGAGCCCUUGGACGAAUUCGAUAUCGUGCUAGAAAACUCACUCACUCAAGGCAUUUAAACAUUCAGUAAAUGUGGUUAGAUAUGCCAAAUGUAGGUAAGUUUUAACACCCAUGUCUUUAACAUCAAUAAUACAGACGCGGGUAUUUUUGAAGCAGUUCUUACACUAUUUAUAAACGUCGAGUAACAAGUUCUCAUGUAUAAUAUGUUCAAAACUAAAUGCUUUUCUUUAUAAGACAAUGCAAUAAUUGAUCAUAUCAUUUUAUUAAACUUAUUUAUUUUAUUUCUAAAGUUACAUAACAACUUUAAAAACAUUGUCAUGACAGACAAAUGAUCCUGGAAAGGCAACAAUAUCUGAUUAUUUUGUGUUACUCGACAUAAUAUGAAAUUACUUAUUUAAUAUACUUACUUAGUGAAAUUUAUAUUUGCCAUUUUGAAUCUCGACUGACUGCAAAUUAUAAUACUGUCAACUUUUGAUUUGGAGUCCAUUCUGAGAUAAAUGCGUGGUUCAAACUGCGUCAUUUGUCUAUGGCAUAGACUCUAUGCAUUUCAUUAAUUAAAAUUGGUCUCGUUAGAACGAACCUAUAAUACUCGUAUGUGUACAGAAAUCAUGGAAUAACUGAUUCCUUGCCCUUUUAAAUAUAAUAGCUGUAGACAAAGAAAUUUUAUUUAGAAUAUGACAUAGCAUAAAUCAAUGGUUAAACCAAUUUAGGUCUUAUUCUUAGAUUUACGCGAACCUGAUUGAAAUGAAUCAUAAUUUACGAAAUGUCAAAAGAUAACACAUUUAUUUACCACAAGAUCCCUUUAUAACGAAUAAUACAGUAAACUAAAAACUAAGGCAGAAUAAGACAAGACAAAUAGUGUAAACGUAGUUUGUUUCAUUUCAAUCACUUGGUCAUGUUACAUGAAGUUUUGUCUGUAGUUUCCAUCCUGCAUAAUAAAAAAAAGUUCUUAGUUUUAAGAUAAAAAUGUGUAAUACUCAAAGAUACACUCAUUUGAUAGAUAUUAUUAGUUUUGGAAAAGGAAUAACAUUAAUGGAAGUGAAUAAUUGGCAAUGGAAAUUUCAAAUCUUUUUGGAGGUGUGGGGAUGAGGUACGAGGUCUGUACGGGGGACGGAGUAGAGCACAGAUAAUAAUGCAUACAAAACUGGUCAUUUGUUGAAAUUUUCAUUGGCGAAUUAUACAGAAUGAUAUACACACACAAAAGUGUUAAUUUUAUUGCUUCAGUAGAGCGAUAUCGAAAUGUUACUUGUGUCGAAUGUGCAUUUAUAUUCUUACCGUUACCAUUCGUAAUGAGAUGCAUAUAUUUUUACGUUUAUCGGUUGAAGGAAAUGUUGCUGCAUUUUAAAAAUAGAAUCAACGCUUUAUUUGUGCACGAUAUGCAAAAACAUCUGUAUUGCGUAAAUGCUAUCAUAGUACGAGAGCCCACGACCAAAAUUUUUGUCUCAUAGCAAUACGGCCAAAACCGCAUCAAAUCGAUAGAUACGAUUAUCCUGAACUCGAAAAUACCAAUAUCAGACAUUUUCCGCGUAGCGUUUGAUCUGACCGAAUUUUCAAAAUUGUCAAAGAAUUUUACCGAACUGCAUCAUAGCAAUAUGUCUGAUUUGCAGACUGUAGUUGAAUGAUAGUUCUGAGAUACCGGAAACAUUAUUUUCAGACGUUAGUGGUGUAGCGCAAACCCGUAAAAUCACUUAAAAAAAUUAAAAAUGAGACAAAAAAAAUGUCUCAUAGCAAUACGUCUGAAAAUCUUUUUUAUUAGUAAAUUUUGGUUAUUUGAUGCGAACAAAACAAUUUUCAGACGGAAAUGUGAACGCAUUAAAUUUUGAGACCGUUUUGAAAAUGUUAACAAAUUUUACCGAUCGGUAUCAUAGCAAUAUGUCUGAAAAUUGUUGGACAUGAUAAAAUAAGUUGUCCACAUGUGCAAAAAAUUUAUAUCAGACAAAUUAAGUGUAGCACCUUCUCUAUCAUACAACUUUUUGAUACACUUAAAGUGUCUGAAAACAGGUUUUUGGUAAUCAUGGCAGCAAUACGAAAAGUUAAAAAAAAUAAUUAUCCGUAUUGCUAUGAUACAGUCCGGCUAAAUUUGUUGACAUUUUCAAAAAUGCGCACAGGCUAUAUGCUACGCGCAAAAUGUCUGAAAACAAACUUUUUCGUAAUACAAUUAUAGAAUCUAUGUACAUUUUCACUAUCAGACGUAUUGCUAUAAUACCGACUGUCUUUUUUUUUUGACACAGCAGAAAUGGCCUACUACUCAGUUGCUACACUUUCGACCGUUACUACACACCUAGUCGGGUUCAGAAUCAUACAAUCUAACGAUUUUAUAGGGUUUUUGCCGUAUUGCUAUGACACAUGGUUUUGGUCGUGGGCUCUCGUACUAUCAGCGUAGGUAUCAAUGAGGUGUCGUUUUAGUUAUUUUUGUUGAAUUAAUUGUGAUUACGUCAUUUGUUUCAGAGCAUGAUAAUUAAGCAUGAUAUACUAGCGUGUGCUUGUGAAUGUAUGUUUCCAUUCGUACUUUAGGCUAUUUGUGCUAGUACUACCAAACUUAUGAAAUUGAUAUUAUUUGUCAGGGUCUGAUUUUUGUGUACCUAGCUUUUUUUAUUUUUAAGUUUUAAAUGUGAUUGUUGUUUUUAUUUUCUUGCCAGUUAAACCCAAAGAUUAUUUAUGGUGGUGCUUGUGGCAUAAUGUUAACUUAAUUUUUAUGAUGAAUGCAUGGUGGUGCAUGUUAUUUUAUAUAAUAUUAUGAACAUUUUCACUGUAUACUUAAUCUUUAUUGUAAUAUAAAUGUGCAGCAUUUAUAACACUGUCAAUUCGAGCCCCACAACAUGACAUGUAAAAAAGUCUUCGAAUAGUUUUAAUCAAUAUGAUCGAACAUCGAUUAAUUACUUGAAAGUGAUAUUUAUAUUUUCCAGUAGAAACGCACUCCAGUGAUUGUUUAUUAGGUUUCGAUGUUAAUCAUCUACUUAAUGCACAUUUUCACAAUAGUUAUGUAAGCAUACAAUAUCUUUCGUGAAACUUACAAUGUUUAGCAUUUAGUUAAAUAUUUUAGCAAAAUCAAUUGAUUUUAAAUAUUCAAUGUCCAGUAUAGAGUUCACAUUAAAGUUACUCUAAAAUAAACAAACUUAUAAAAAAAAGCUUUUUCUGUAGCACGUCUGUCUGUAUCUCAAUUAUCAUUGAUUUUGCACUUUGAUUGUAAUAAUUGUCUUAAAAUUGUUAGUAUCUUUCUUACAUUGAUGGUUGUUUAGAAUUUUAGCCGUCCUAUUUCAUUGUUGUAUUUAUGCCAAAUGGAAAUAAAUCGCUAGCUACAACUUCAAGUUCUGUAUGUGACACAAUUUAAAAGAUUGCCGUUUGAUGGCUGCUGCACUAUCGAUAGAUCUGUCUCAAGCGCAGGCUACACUACGAACUAUAAAACUGAAUAUAGUCGGGGGAACGGGGAAGAUGGGAUUACGACCGGGCUACACCGAACGGUGCAUAGACUGGUUGCAAUUGUCCUUACGUAAGUUUAUUAUAGAGUGGGCCCAAAAUGUUUGCAAAUACUAACGUCCAACACUCGUUUUCUUGAAAACAGUUUGAGGAAGGGCCGCGUGGGUGGCGAGAAACAAUAAAAUGUACCGGCCAACAGUGCCGUAACUAGCCUUUUAUGCGCCCGGUGCGAGAAAUAUAAAAAAAUGUAACCUUUUUCAAUUAAAAGUAACCUUCUACGGGGGGGGGGGGGGGGCUCCGCACCCCCCGUGCGGAGCGAUUGUGUAAGGUUGUUCAUGGAUGGAAAAUGAAUACAAUUGAUCAUCAAUCAUUUGCCUAAAUUCGAAAUUUUGAACAUUCCAUGAAGACCGAAAAGUGACCGGUCGUAUAAAAACGUUUCAUGGAUUUGCGUUUCACUAUCGAAAAACAUUGGCUAAAACUCAUUUUUUAUAACAAAUAAUAAAUCAAAUUCAUGUUUAAAUGCAGUUUAUGACAUAAUUUUUAAAUUGUCACUAUUAAUAUUUUUUACUGAAUAACCUGUAAAAGUUAAUUCUACAAUUUCUGAAAAAUCACCAAAAAGUAACCUUUUUAUUAGUGUAACCUAAAAGUAACCAAUGCAGUUCAAAAGUAACCUAAAAGGUUACAAAAGUAACCUUCUGGCAACACUGCGGCUAUCUGAAUGCGUGAUUCUCGAUGUAUCGGGGAAUCCCCGAACAUUGGGUGGGACGGCGGCAGAAUGGAACGUUUGUGAAUCGUUUAGUUUUGUAAGUCAUCCUUUUCACUCUUGUCGAACGAUGAAUUUUCUAUCUAUCUCUCGCACGCUAGUGCGUCAGUAACGCCGCACGUAGUUAAUGAAUAAAAUCAAAGAUAAAGGGAGGACCAAUGAAUGUGGCUGACAGCAAUGACAGCGUAACGUGAACUAUAUGUACAUCUCCUCAGCUAGAUUGACAGAUUUGCUUAGAACUUCUAAGUUAGAAGUGGCGCCCUCCAAAUGAAUAUAGACAGAAAUUGUCUCAUAGUUACGGUAUAGGUACUUUUGUUUAUGUAUGUAAUAUUGCGAGCAAGACAAGGUACUGGAUUUAUAUUUGUCUGAUGUGUCGUGACGUGACGCGUCAGAACUGUAUCGGUUCCAUACAUAAGCCAUCACAACACAACACGUUACGCACUAGUGUGAACGUUACCAUCCUACUAAUAUUAUAAACGCGAAAGUUUGUAUGGAUGAUGGAUGGAUGUUUGUUACUCUUUCACGCAAAAACUACUGAAUGGAUUUUAAUGAAACUUUACAAUAAUAUAGCUUAUACAUCAGAAUAACACAUAGGCUACAAUUUAUAAACAUAUUGUUCGAAACACUAAUCCUGCGCAGACGAAGUCGCGGGCACCAGCUAGUACUAAAUGUAUGAAACCGAUACCGUUCUGACGCGUCACGUCACGACACAUCAGACAAAUAUAAAACCACCUUUACAAGUGUUGUUGUUUCAAGAUCGCUUAAAAAAUGCCAUAUAGAUAUAGAGGGCGCGUCUACACCAUAUUCGCAAUAAAACAAAAUGUACCUACUAACUACCAUGCAUGAAACAAAACUAGAUACUGGUCUGGUCAUUUCUGCGCCCCUCCAGGGUCUGCGCCCUGUGCCUGGGCACCGCUGGCACCGCCCUAGUUACGGCACUGCCGGCCAAGUACGUACAGUACGAAUCCCUAAAACUACUUUGGGACUAGUGUGGCCUGCGCUUUUGUAUGCUUAUUUUUAUACCGAUCGUCCAAAGUGAAAAGUUCUUGUGCCAAAAACAUGCUGUCUCCUAUUAUAAGUAUGAAAUUAGCAUAGAAGGAAAACAACCGUGCGGUUCUAAUUUCCACCGUAUAAAAUCUCAUGUUAUCAUGGAAUCAUUUAUGAUUAUAAUGAAUUAUUUUCGGUUUAAUAAGAACGACGCAUAUUAUUUCUGAAACCCCAAGCUGUUGGUCUCCGCGUCCAUUAGCUGAAUUAAACAAAAGAUGCGUGCAAUACAAGAAACAUUUAUAAUAUCAAAUUAGUCGUAAUAGAAACACUGUUCGUAAAGACAGCUGACGAAAAAUGUGUUUUAUUAACACGGUCCAGAUCUUAAUUUGUCACACUGGAUGCGUUCUGGGGUCCGGUCGUCUUGCCGAUUGCCCUGAUCAACAAAGUUGUUCAUAUACAUAAUGUGGGCUGUGUUUACUUUGGCUUAUUGACCUGACCGCAUACGCCGAACGCAUUCAGUAGGGUAAAACCUUCAAGUUGCGUACUUGUAUGCUCUUUUCACGACGCAUAAGUUACUUGUAAAGGCUGACGGUAGUAAAUGUAAUAUGCUUCAUUCAUUUGUAAUGCAUAAGGUUACAGUUCAGACAAUAGGCAAAAAAAAGGAUUAGAUAUGAAAACGUACCGUGUUAAAUAUCGGUAUUGUAACUUCCUUUAUUCUUUCAGAGAUAAUAAAUCAUUUUAAUUUUAAAUUCAGUUGGAAAUAAUAAUUAAAAGAAUUACUUACCUACUAUUUACUCAAUUCUUAAUCAUAUCAUGAACUACUUAUUUUGUUGUUAGUAUCUAUUCUACAACAUCUCGCUAAAAAGUAAUUAAAUUUAAUUUAUAAAAAUAAACUAAUUUCAUUAAACUACUUACUUAUUUGUUUAAAAUGUUAUGUAGAAAAAUAGGUAGGUAUUUUUUUCGAAAGUCUUCCUGUAAAAUUACAAAUUAUUCCAACGCAUAAAUACCUAAUACCAAAGAUGAAUCAUGUGUUAUUUUGUACAUAAAUCAUUAUUUCUAUACAUGCAUUGUAUAACUGAUAAAAAUGUGUCCAAUAAAAAUUUUACCCAUUAUAAAAUCUUUUAAUUCGAAAAUAACCGACUAAUAAUAGCUACUGACAUGAUAAUCUAGUUUUGUAUUGCCGAGAGAGAUUAACCUACUACUAAUAAAU
Messenger RNA from Ostrinia nubilalis (European corn borer), 10560 nucleotides. RefSeq names its product DENN domain-containing protein 5B (gene pns). The coding region runs from base 238 to 4242 and encodes 1334 amino acids. Gene Ontology annotation, molecular function: small GTPase binding; guanyl-nucleotide exchange factor activity. The record is from RefSeq and is a predicted model, not a curated record. The transcript is spliced from 24 exons. NCBI's taxonomy places the organism in Eukaryota, Metazoa, Arthropoda, Insecta, Lepidoptera, Crambidae.